Microsporum canis CBS 113480 is the source of this 2553-nucleotide messenger RNA. Its product is annotated as minichromosome loss protein 1. Gene Ontology annotation, molecular function: chromatin binding; protein binding. The transcript has 8 exons. Gene Ontology annotation, biological process: DNA repair; mitotic cell cycle; DNA-templated DNA replication. Bases 1 to 2553 code for a protein of 850 amino acids. The record is from RefSeq and is a predicted model, not a curated record. Gene Ontology annotation, cellular component: nuclear replication fork. Lineage: Eukaryota; Fungi; Ascomycota; Eurotiomycetes; Onygenales; Arthrodermataceae.
AUGGCUCCAGAUAGCAACAAUUUGAGAGGCAGACCAGCUCAUACCCCUGGCACCACAGUCCUAACAUAUACACCCAAUGGUCGACAGGUAAUCACUGGCGGAUCUAACUCUGCAAUUCGAAUAUUUUCAGUUGGAGAGCAUGGCGAACCAAAGACAAUCGAUGAGGGGGUGGAAAGUCAUCUUGCAAUUGCAGCAACUAAUGACUCUCUAAUUCUGGGCUCUGAGGAUGGCACCGUAUGGCUCUAUGACCUGCGAAGAGGCACAAUUGAUAAGCCUUUGGUUCGGUGCACCUUACCAAUCCGUGACUUGGCGAUCUCUAAAGACGAGGAAUGGGUCGCUGUUGCUAGCGACGAACUCACUGUCAAGAUCGUGAGCGUUAACGAUAUCACGGAAGUCAAAUAUUUACGGGAUCAGACAAAGGGAGUUAAACAUGUAACAUUUGACCCAAGUGGACGCUUCGUCACAGUUUCCUGUGCCGACGGCAUAAUAUAUAUCUAUUCAUUCACAGAGACAGAGCCUACCCUGCUACAUAAACUUGAUGGAGUGAUUCAACGCCUAGAAACGGACCAUGAAGCAACAUCAAGCGCAGUGUGGCAUCCAGAUGGAACUGCAUUCGCUGCAGUAGAGGCCACACGAGAUAUCACUGUAAUAUCAAGUAGGGAUUGGACGAAACAAAAAAAAUUCUCCGGUGGACAUAACGGGGAUAUCACCUGUCUCGCUUGGUCUCCCAAUGGAGCAUUGCUUGCAAGUGCUGGGGCCGACCGGAAGAUCCUCCUCUGGGAAACUAGGACCCAGAGAGUUAUUAAAUCCUAUGAUAUCCCGAAUGUUAUCAAUUUCCGUUGGCAUCCUACUCAGAACGCUGUUGCAUUUACUACCUCGGACGGUGAAUUGUUUAUUUACGAUGAUUUCGUACCAUCAGACCAUUAUUCGCUUCUAUCAAAAACUCUGGAGGUGGCGCCAUUACUCUCGAUUGGUUCACAUGAAGGAAUUACAAUCUCCCACAGACUGCAAAAAAACGAUAUCAGUCAUAACGCUGGAAGCAGACAGAGGGAAGACAGCCCCGACUCUCUCGACGAUAUACUAGGGCCAGCCGAUGAUUUCGUCGAAGAUGACGAUGGUGCUGGCUAUACCGAAAACAUCAAUGGACAUGGAAAGAGAACCAAUACGCAUAUGGAUGAUUUGUUAGGUCAUGACAUCAAACGGAGGUCAGCAGCUCCUUGGAAGACCAUUGCUCACGAGCCUUUUCAACCCGGCAGCACGCCCUGGAGAGGGAACAGAAGAUAUCUUGCUUUGAACCUCGUUGGAUUUGUAUGGACUGUUGACCAAGACACACACAAUACUGUAACCGUUGAGUUCUAUGAUCGAGAACGAUACCGUGACUUCCAUUUUACAGAUCCGUAUCUUUAUGACAAGGCUUGUUUAAACGAAAAGGGCACUUUGUUCUCAUGCCAACCCACAUCCAGCAGCCCAGCAACAGUGUUUUACCGGCCACAUGAAACUUGGACAACAAGAGCGGACUGGCGAACAGAACUCCCGCAAGGCGAGAAGAUUACAGCUAUUGCAUUAAGCAAUUCUUAUAUUACAGUAUGCACGUCCACGGACUAUGUUCGAAUUUACACUCUUUUCGGAACUCCGUAUCGGGUAUUUCGACAAAAGAGUCGGACGGUAACUUGCGCUGCAUGGCGCGACUACAUUAUGACCAUCGGUAAUGGCCCGUCUGGCAGUGACGGAGUCGCGCAAUUGAAGUACUCCAUUGAGAAUGUUCGACGCGACGAGAUUUGUCAGAAUGAAGACACUGUUGCAUUAGCAGGGGGCACAUGGCUGCAAAGUGUGUUUUUCUCGGACAAGGGCGACCCCUGCAUAUAUGACAGCUCAGGGGUUCUCCUUGUUUUACAACAUUGGCGCAAACCAGGGCAAGCACGUUGGGUCCCACUCCUUGAUACCAAGUUGCUUGAGCGUGUUGCCAGUGGCAGAAAGGAAGAAACCUAUUGGCCCGUUGCUGUUGCACAGGACGUAUUCCACUGCAUAAUCCUCAAGGGUGGAGAUAAGUACCCCUACUUCCCCCGACCGUUGCUCACUGAGUUCGACUUUCAAAUGCCCGUAUCUUCAAUUGAUCCGAAGGACAAGGGCAAUAAAGACGGAGACACAGAAAUGGACGAUGCUGAAGAGAUUGCCAGGAAUAAAAACAGGAAACUGCAGGAGUCUCUUGUCAGAACCAAUUUGGACUAUACUCUCUUGGAGGACUGUAUCGAAGCCUCCGAAAUUGGCGCAGCUGGAGACACAGAGCUGAGGAGGAAGGCUCUUGAUAUUGACAAGAUUCUCCUGCAGCUGCUUGAUAUCGAGUGCCGUGAAGGCGAAGAAAGGGGUAUGAAAGCCUUAGAGCUUGUCACGAUGUUCCGAGAUCGCUCUGGAGGGGUGUUAAAUGCUGCUAGCAAGGUUGCACAGCGUUACCGGAGGUCUAUCCUCGAUGACAAGAUCAGGGCGAUAGCAGAAAGAAGGCUGAUGGGCGAAGAUGAUGACGAUGACAUCACCGGAGAUAAUGACGAUAUAUAA